AUGGCCGCCUCCAAGCCCCUGCCGCUCCGCCUCGCGGUGCCGCUCGCGCUCGCCCUCGUCGCCAACUUCCUCUGGGCCUGCUCAUCUCGUCGAGCCUCCCCGCUCUCGGCCUCCUCUUCCAGAAAGGUGAUGCGGAAGCGCGCCAAGGCGGUGGGACACCUGAACGCUACGUACGCAGACCUGCCGGCGCCGCACUGGGACUGGGAGGAGAUGCCCGCGGCGCCCGUGCCACGCCUCGACGGGGCGUCGGUGCACAUUGGGGAUCUCCUCUACGUCUUCGCCGGGUACGGGGACAUCGACCAUGUCCAUUCUCAUGUCGAUGUUUACAAUUUCACUUCUAACACAUGGUCCCAAAGGUUUGAUAUGCCCAAGGAGAUGGCACAUUCUCAUUUAGGAAUGGCCUCAUAUGGUAGAUACAUUUAUGCAGUUUCAGGACAGUAUGGACCACAGUGCCGCGCCUCAAUCAAUCGCAACUUCGUUUUCGACACAGAGACUAGAGAGUGGCAGGAGUUGCCUCCUUUACCACUUCCUAGGUAUGCACCAGCUACUCAGCUUUGGCGUGGGCGGCUCCAUGUGAUGGGUGGAGGCAAAGAGGACCGUCAUGAACCCGGAUUGGAGCAUUGGAGCCUUGCUGUCAAGGAUGGCAAGGCACUGGAGAACGAGUGGCAAACUGAAGUACCCAUACCACGUGGUGGACCUCAUAGGGCAUGUGUUGUAGCUAACGAUAAACUAUUUGUUAUUGGUGGACAAGAGGGAGACUUUAUGCCUAAGCCAGGAUCACCUAUUUUUAAAUGUGUACGGAGGCAUGAGGUUGUGUAUGGCGAUGUGUAUAUGCUAGAUGAUGGUGCCAAGUGGAAGCAACUGUCUCCAAUGCCAAAGCCAGAUUCCCACAUUGAAUUUGCAUGGGUUGUCGUUAACAGCUCCAUAGUAAUUGUUGGUGGAACUACAGAGAAACAUCCUAUCACUAAAAAGAUGAUUCUUGUUGGUGAAGUCUUCCGUUUUGAUUUGGAAGCACUGACCUGGUCAGUCAUUGGGCGCAUGCCUUUCCGAAUCAAGACAGCCUUAUAUGGGUACUGGGAGGGUGGCUCUAUUUUACUUCUGGGCAGCGAGACCGUGGGCCUGAUAAUCCAGCUCCAAAGAAAGUUGUUGGAAGUAUGUGGAGAACGAGGUUACACUUGUGAUGGCCGAAGUACUGUUGCAGCCAGGCCAUCGUGUGGACCCCUGCCGGCCGGCUCGAUGAGUUUCCGGCGGUUCCUGUACUUGGUGUCCGACGUCGAAUGCAUCGAUGGCAGCUGCUCCCUUCGCGGCAUCGACACGUCGCGCCUCUUCUUCCGUGCAUCGACGCCGACGGAUGGGGCACCAGUGCCGCUCGACAGCAGCGACGGCGGAGGAGCUACUGAUCCGUCAGCGGCACAUGACGGCGGUCGCCUGCCUGACCCCGCAAUAAAGCUGUGCUCUCCUAUCUUGCCGCGCAUGGUCGGUGGAGUUGGGUUCCUGCUAUUCAAGAACAAGGGCGCCAUGGGAGGGCACGAGCACGACAAGUUGGUUGCCGUCGACCGCACGGGCUGCAGCUUCAUGUGCGACCCUGAAGAUCAGCCCUUCACCGUCCGUACCCUGCCCAGCCUGACCGCUCCCAAGUUCUCACCCUUCUCCCUCACCGUCGGCCAGAGCCUGUACGUCAUGGACACGAACCCCGUGCCCACCAACGGCGGGCAGAGGCACAGCUUCGAGGUCCUCUCGCACGCCGACCACCGCACCUUCCGAGGCAUCAAGGACUGGUGCUGGCGGCCUCUCGACCCGCCCCCGCUCGUGGACCACCCCGACAAUCAAUGCCACUCCAUCGACUCGUACACUGUGGACGCGGGCGGCUCCAGCAUCCUCGUAUCCAACAACGCCAGCCGACUCACCUACAGCUUUGACACGGCGAGUGGGGCGUGGAGCAAGGCCGGCAACUGGGUGCUGCCGUUCACCAACCUCGCCGAGUACCUCCCCGAGGACAGGCUCUGGUUCGGGAUCUCGCCUGUCGAGGACGACUGCCGCUUCUGCGCCGCCGCCGCCGCUGACCCUGUCGCACCGUCGUCGUCGGUGGCGAUGAAUAAGCCGCCCGUGGUGCGCGGCGUCUGGAAGGAGUACGCCGAGCCUCCCCCUGAGUGGACACCCGCAUUGUGCUACGCGGUGCACUUGGGCUCCUCCAAGUUCUGCAUCGUCAGGUUCUUCUACACUGGCAAGGUCUACGUCUGCCCGGAGAGCCACCGUUCGUACAAGAGGGAGGAGGAGCUCCAGGCGGUGAUCACCGGUGUUGAGGUGCAGGGCUGUGGCAGCCACGGCGGCGGCGACGUCCAGGUGGUCAGGCACAAGUCCGAACGUUACAAGGUCGAUGUCAGACUCUACUACCAGCUGCUCUAA
Messenger RNA from Miscanthus lutarioriparius, 2406 nucleotides. Lineage: Eukaryota; Viridiplantae; Streptophyta; Magnoliopsida; Poales; Poaceae. The record is from the annotation of a GenBank genome assembly.